Phragmites australis (common reed) is the source of this 2244-nucleotide messenger RNA. RefSeq names its product MLO-like protein 13. The record is from RefSeq and is a predicted model, not a curated record. Lineage: Eukaryota; Viridiplantae; Streptophyta; Magnoliopsida; Poales; Poaceae. Gene Ontology annotation, cellular component: membrane. The transcript is spliced from 13 exons. The coding region runs from base 77 to 1750 and encodes 557 amino acids. Gene Ontology annotation, biological process: defense response.
CUCGGCUGGGGCCUCGGGGGAGGAAACCGGCGGCCGAAGCAAAGCAACUCCCUCCUCGCUCCCCUAGUGUCCCCCUAUGCCCCUACCCACAUUACACGAGCGCGGGAGCUCGGAGCCUCGGAACUGGAAGCAGAUGGAAUCCUACUGGUGGCCUCGCGCGGCAAGCAACCGAAGGUUGCGCGCGGCACGCCGAUUCCUUCCUUCCCUUCGCGGCCGCGCGUCCCCCCUUAAACUGGGCGCCGUCGCUCUAGCUAGCCCAGCCACGGUUCGGUUCGGUUCGGUUGCCGCGACCAAGAGCAAGAGCAGGAGCAGGAGUGGGCGCGAUGGGGGAGGAGGCGUCUCUCGCGCACACGCCCACCUGGGUGGUGGCCGCCGUCUGCCUCGCCAUCGUCUCCGUCUCCCUCGCCGCCGAGCGCUUCCUCCACUACCUCGGCAAGAGCUAAUGCUUCUAGGCUUCAUUUCCUUCCUCCUGAGUCUCUCCCAGGGUUUUAUUAUUCACAUUUGCAUUCCAGAAACUUCUACACAUUUCAUGCUUCCAUGCAAGAAAGAGAACCUUAGAGCUGCAGAAGAAGGUGCCAAACUUUGCAAGCGAAAGGGUGAUGUUCCCUUGCUAUCAUUAGAGGCAUUGCAUCAGCUGCACAUCUUCAUAUUUGUACUUGGUUUAGUCCAUGUUGUGUUCUGCGCUACAACAAUAUUACUUGGUGGAGCGAAGAUAAAAAAGUGGAAGCAUUGGGAGACAGGAAUUCACCAAGAAAUACAAGUGAAAUUACGUCAAGCAGAGCUUGAAAGAAAAGAUACACCAUUGAAUACUUUGCUACAUCGGAAUCAUCAACGCAAAUUUGUCAGUGACCGAACAAAUGGAUUUUGGAUGAAGCUGGCUGUUGUAAGCUGGAUAAUUGCAUUCUUGAAUCAAUUUUACGAUUCAGUGAGUAAAUCAGAUUAUGAAGCGCUUAGAUCAGCAUUUGUCUUGAUACACUACCCCAAAAAACCAGACUUUGAUUUCCACAAAUACAUGAUGCGCGUUCUUGAACACGAUUUUAAGAGGGUUGUUGGUAUCAGCUGGUAUAUGUGGCUUUUCGUCAUCUUCUUCCUGUUGCUGAACAUAAAUGGAUGGCACACAUACUUCUGGUUAGCUUUCUUGCCUCUGUUUCUCCUGCUUAUUGUUGGUGCGAAGCUAGAGCACAUUAUUACUCGGUUAGCUCAAGAGGCAGCAACAUCACUAUCACAUGAAACAGAGAGAGCUCCAAAACUAAAGCCAUCCAAGGAACAUUUUUGGUUUCGCAAACCUGGACUUGUCCUUCAUUUGAUCCAUUUCAUCCUAUUCCAGAACUCCUUCGAGAUUGGUUUUUUCUUCUGGGUCUUGGUAUCAGAAGGGUUCGGUUCAUGCAUGAUGGAAGAGAAGGCUUAUGCCAUUUCCAGACUUGUUAUCGGAGUGAUCAUCGAAGUUAUCUGCAGCUACAUCACUCUGCCACUAUACGCCAUCGUUACUCAUAUGAGUGGAUACAUCAAGCUGGAAGGUUUUGGCUCGGGCCUGCACGAGGCUGUCCAGAUCUGGGCCACCGACGCUCGGAGUGAGCAAAGCUGGAAGAAGACCGGCGGCGACCCCGACACCGGAGCGGGGGUAGAGGUAUCCCGGGCGCCCAACCAACGCUUCGGGAUCGGGAGCUCCCGCAGCAUGCUGACGGCGACGCCGCCCCCUGACCUGGACGAGAUCGUCACUGUCGACGACGGUCCCGACAGGCAGCCGUAGGUGAAGGACGACAGACAGCAGCAGGCUAGCUGCCGCGCUGGCCUUCCCCUGCCGCUGCCAGGUGCCGUGCACGGCGGUUCGAUGCGAAAAUUCCUCGUGUCGGGGCCGGGCCGGGCCGCGCAGACGCGUCUGAUCCCGUGCUGUAACGUCAACGCCUGGUGUAACGGUACGGGACGGACGGGACGCGUCCCUGGCAGCCCCGGCUGGCAGGCGUCGUGGCAUGUCAGGUGUUGGAAGUUGCCCCUGGCCCGGCAUGUCUGCCUCGUGCGGGAGUCGUAAUUCCACUUGAAUUCAACUUUUGUAAGGUCGUCAGUAUAGCUAGCCGUUCCAAGCUGAAACUGUAGAUCACAGUCAGAAGCGAAAAUUCCACCAGCCCGGGUUGGAUGGAUGUAAGAUGCGAGGGGUAUUUAAAAAAUCAUAGGUAGAUUUAUAUCGUGAGUAUAGGUUGUGUUGAGAUUUAUAUUGGAGUGGUAGUUAAAAAAUAUCAUACUGGA